Messenger RNA from Adineta steineri, 1431 nucleotides. NCBI's taxonomy places the organism in Eukaryota, Metazoa, Rotifera, Eurotatoria, Adinetida, Adinetidae. The record is from the annotation of a GenBank genome assembly.
AUGAUGAGAAAACUCGCACCCACCGGAAUCGCUGCUGCUGAAAUUGGCGGCAUGACAAUCCACUCAUUUUUAGGUGAACAACGUAAUUCGGGAAAGCCGCGCACCAUCAAACCAGGUGAUUCUAAACUUGAAAACCAAUGGAGACUGGUUGAAUAUCUCCUAAUUGAUGAAAUGAGCAUGGUUGGAUUAACUCUACUUGCAAAACUCAAUCGAAUUAUGUCCGCUGCCAAACAUGUCGAUCCUCAAAUUCCAUUUGGUGGCAUAAACGUCAUAUUUUUUGGUGAUUAUUUACAAUAUCGACCAGUAUAUGAUGCACCGUUGUACACUGACUUUUCACAGCCCUCUAAAAACAAAUCAGGUCAAUUACUUAGUGAAAAAGAAAUUCAACAACGCGCUGCACGUUCCCUGAUACUUCAAAUUAACUGUGUGAUCAAACUUAAUCAACAGAUGCGAACAGAAGAUGAACGAUACCGUGAAUUACUCGAACGCCUUCGUCAAGGUGACUGUACUUUGGGGGAUUAUGAAUUACUGUUAACACGCGUCGUUGGCCAGCCAUCGGUCAGUUCUCUUCGCGAAUCACCAUGGAACGAAGCUCCCAUUUUAGCAUACCGAAAUGAAGUACGAACACAACUAAACAACAAAGCAGCAGUUCACAAUGCAGCACAACUAGGUCUUCAGCCAAUGGUAUGUGUCGCUCAAGAUACCUGCAAAGGAAAACCAAUUGAAGAUUCUAUACUGAUGAAAAAAUUAUUGGAAUUAUCUGACAGUAAGACCGAGCACUUACCUGGUUUGUUGCCAUUUGUUCCUGGGAUGCCAGUUAUUUUAACACAAAAUCUUGCUAUUGAACUGGGUCUUAUUAACGGCAUAAAUGGAAUAUUUCGACAAUUAGUCUACGAGGCUGAUUCUGUGUCAACAGAUGCUCUAUCAAACACGUUUCCGAAUAAUACACAGUACGUGCAUCGACCUUUAUAUGCACUAAUUGAAAUUGCUAGAUCGAAAAUUGAAUGUAAUCUUGAAACACUUCAACCAAAAAUCGUCCCAGUACCGGUAAUGGAACAAACGUUUCGUUUUGACGUUACUGACAUUCUUCCAAAAAAUAAAAAAACAAAAUCGAACCGGAAAGCAAUGUUGUCAAUUAAACGACGUGCACUACCACUUGUAUCUGCUUAUUGUAUUACAACACAUAAGAGUCAAGGUCAAACUUUGAGUAAACCCGUGAUUGACCUUAAACUGCCGAAUGAAACUGAAGAUAUUGCCGCUGUUUAUGUACCGCUAUCACGUUUCCAACGUUUCAUUGAUGUAGCUAUUUUACGGCCUUUCGAUUACGAAGUUCUACGAAUCAAACCAAGUAAAUCGCACGUUGCUGAAAUUGAAAGACUUGAUAAAUUGUAUAUUGAUACUCAACUUCGAUUUUCUGAGUAUUUUCAAUAA